Messenger RNA from Priapulus caudatus, 4735 nucleotides. Its product is annotated as spectrin beta chain-like. The coding region runs from base 1 to 2499 and encodes 832 amino acids. Lineage: Eukaryota; Metazoa; Priapulida; Priapulimorpha; Priapulimorphida; Priapulidae. The record is from RefSeq and is a predicted model, not a curated record. Gene Ontology annotation, molecular function: phospholipid binding; actin filament binding. The transcript is spliced from 16 exons. Gene Ontology annotation, biological process: actin cytoskeleton organization. Gene Ontology annotation, cellular component: cell projection; plasma membrane; cortical actin cytoskeleton.
AUGUCGGAGUACGUCGACCUCGGCGCGCUGACCGGCAAAGGUGGCGCCCCCAGCGGCCGGAAGUACCACUCGCUGCCGCGCGGCCGCCGCCGACACGUGCGCACCCCGAACCCGUUCUGCGUCAUCGACCUAUCACAGGUGCAGUGCGCCGACGACUUCGGCUCGAGCGAGCGUCUCUCGCCGACGUACGGCCUCCAGGGGGCGUUCGGGCGCUGGCCGGCGGCGGGCGGGAGCAUGGCGACGCGGCGGAGCGUGUCGGCGAGCGACCUGACCGCUCACGGGCGGCGGCGGACAGACAGCGGGGUGGUGCGGCGCGGGCGCGGCAGCACGGGCACGUCGAUCGUCGACGUGUCGGCGGUGGCGCUGCGGCGGCAGGCGUCGCGGCUCAGCAUCAACGUCGAGUUGGACGUUCGCUUCAUCGACGCCGAGUAUCGCGAGAACACGGUCGACGUCGGCACGGGCGACGAUCUCAGAAAUGCACGACUCGACUGUCUGUUUGUUGCUUUCAGUGACCAGAUAGCGGUGAGGCAGUCUCAGGUGGACCGUCUCUACGCCGGCCUCAAAGACCUCGCGCAGGAGCGCAAGGCCAAGCUCGACGAGACUCUUAAGCUGUACAUGCUGAACCGCGAGGUCGACGACCUGCUGACGUGGAUCGCCGAGCGUGAGGUCGUCGCGGGGUCGCACGAGCUCGGCCAGGACUUCGAGCACGUCUGCAUGCUGCAGGAGCGAUUCCGCGAGUUCGCCCGCAACACCGAAGCCAUCGGCACGGAGCGCGUUGCCGCGGGCAACGAGAUCGCCGACGCGCUCAUCAACGUUGGUCACUCGGAUGCUGCGCUGAUCGCGCAGUGGAAGGACCAGCUGAACGAGGCGUGGACGGACCUUCUCGAGCUGAUUGAUACACGCACACAGAUACUCGCCUCCAGCUACGAGCUGCACAAGUACUACCACGACUGCAAGGACUGCCUCGGCAUGAUACAGGAGAAGCAGAACUCGAUGUCCGAGGAGCUCGGUCGUGACACAGGAAGCGUGUCAGCCCUGCAGCGCAAGCAUGCUAACUUUGAGCAGGACCUGACCACCCUAGCGGGACACGUGCAAGCUGUGCAGGAGAAGUCCAACAAGCUGCAGGCCGUGUACGCAGGAGACAAGGCGCGCGAGAUACAGAACCGUGAGACCGAGGUUGUCAACGCGUGGCGCAAUCUACAGUCCACCGUCGACGCCCGCAGAAACAAACUGGUGGAUACAAGCGACCUGCUGAAGUUCUUCAUGAUGGUGCGCGACCUGAUGCUGUGGAUGGAGGAGAUCGUGACGCACAUGAACACGCAGGAGAAGCCUCGCGACGUCUCCGGGGUCGAGCUGCUCAUGAACAACCACCAGAGCCUGAAGAACGAGAUCGACGCGCGCGAGGAGAACGUCGACGUGUGCGUCGCGCUCGGACAGACGCUGCUGUCGCGACGACACUACGCAUCCGACGAGAUUAGGGAUAAACUCCUGGGAUUAACCAACCAGAGAACGCGGAUGAUGGAACAGUGGGAACAUCGUUGGGAACAUCUGCAGCUAGUUCUCGAGGUCUUCCAGUUUGCACGUGAUGCAGCCGUUGCAGAAUCGUGGCUUUUCUCUAUGGAACCAUACUUAGGAAGCGAAGAAAUGGGUAGAUCUUUGGAUGAGGUCGAAAUACUCAUAAAGAAACAUGAAGCAUUCGAGAAGUCGGCGAUUGCUCAGGAGGACAGAUUUACGGCUCUCGCGCGACUCACAACGAUGGAGCUCAGGGAUCAACACAAGCGCAUUCACAAAGAAACGGUGCGAUUAAGCCGGAUGGAAUCUGAAUAUUCAGGGUACGAGUUAAAGGAGCUUAGAAGAAGACAAGAAGAGGAGGAGGAGAGAAACCGAGCCCAGCAGAGACAAAUAGAGGAGCAGUUGGAACAAGAAAGAAAAGAAAGGGAGGCAGCUGAGGCAGCCGUGAGGAAGACCGAGUCAACUCGUGCAUCCGGUGACAGUGGGACAGCAGCUGUACCAGCGGAGGGGCCACCGUCACCUCAAGGUGCUGCAGAGGCAGAGAGUGGAGAUGCGCACAUGGAGAGCAUGCUGGUGCGCAAGCAUGACUUGACAGCUGGCGGCAAGAAGGCAACGUCCAGAUCAUGGGAAAAACUUUUCACGGUGCUGAGAGGACCUAGGCUAUCAUUCUUCAAAGACCAGAAGCAUGCUAAACAAGAGGGUGCUGUGCCCCGAGAUGGCCCGUUAGACCUGAGGGGUGGAGAGGCAGAGGUAGCUAGUGACUAUAUAAAGAAGAAGCAUGUCUAUAGACUCAAAUUGUCCGACGGCAGCAUAUAUUUAUUCCAAGCGAAGGACGACAGUGAGAUGGACUUCUGGAUUCGGACGAUAAACUCGGCGCGUGAGAUCGCGGGCACACCGACGAGCCCGAGCCGAGCCCAGACCCUGCCGAUAGGCAGCGAGAAGAAAGAGGAGCCGAAGAAACGUAGCUUUUUCACGUUGAAGAAAUAGGUGCGAGCUUGACAGCUAACGCAAUCUCUCUCCCUCGGCAGUGAGAAAAUAGAACAGCGACACUCCGGGUUGCGUAACAUUUGCGCGCGCUAAGUUAAUUUGUAGUGUUUAGCUUUGUUUGUUUGUUACUUUACACAGUCCGAUGUACCAAAGUGCGACGACGCGAAGGCAUCUCGUGGUUUCCCCGCGUUGCUUCUUCCUCACUAAACAUAGUUGUGCUUUUCGUCAGACGCAGCUUUGACAGAGCAUUUUACGGAGUAUCUAUCGGAUGUACGAGGAAGGAACAGAUGUAUAGAAAUCCAGUUCCACUCGCCUGUUUGCUAGCGCAAACAUUGUAGUGAAGUGUGUGUGUGUGAUAAUCACGAUAUCUGACCAGACUUCGCUUUGACCAAAUGUUUUAUUAUCUAGUCGGAGUGUAACUACAGUGCCGGCAGCACAUUCACGUGUUGACUGCACGCUGGUACAAAUCAUACCGGUAAACAACAGCCGGAGAGCACGUUUAUUUCAUUGAUCAGAUUGCAUUUGAACUUCCUCCUGAAAAUGGAAGUGGAGCAUACCAGAUGUAUGCAUUUAAUUUACAAAAAAAAUUAAUGAAAAGCCCCGCACGGUUGUGAGUGGAAUUUUCGAGAUGUCCUCAAAAACAUGAUUUGAACACGCCAGCGACUUCAUUUGGUAGUUUUGUACUAGCAGCUCUAGCAUUUAGUGCUUGAUUGGCCAUGAGCUUGCUGAUUUCUCUAGAAUUCUCGAAACGUUGGUGUUCUGUACACUAGAUAUGGCAGCUUGUAUGCUUUAUGUACGGCCAGAGAACAGCAAAUUGUCUUCUCUUGCUUUGAUCUGUGUUGUAAAGGGCCUGUGUUCUAAAGAACUCCAUGUGGCCCUGUUUAGUUGUGAUUAUAGUUGUAACAUAGUUGCAGCAUACAGGUGUUACACUCUAGUAUUACAAAUUGGCAUUUAUACAAUUGCAUUGGUUAUAUAGGUAAUAUGUAUUUAGUGUUCUAUGCAAAGGCUUGCUUGACAGUCCAUCAAAAUCAAUGGCUUCAGUAGCAUAUGGCACGCAGGAACUAUUUGUAGUCGCGUCGAUAUUCAAUAGAGAUGAAAUGGGGAAAUCGUAGAGUGACGGAGAGGGAAUGUAUACCAUGUGGUUGAAUAAGUGGAACAGCAUGCGUCAAUUGUGAGUGUAACACGACACUAUGUACAUACUAAGCCUGUGAUUUGAAGAAGCCUUGCCUGGCACGCUUUUGAACAACUAGUCCAAUUUGAACGCAGCCUUUUUAAGUGUUUGUAUAACCAUUUAUUCUGAUAUACGAAGCUGUCUGGUGUUUUUUCACCCGUAUUAUAGGGGGCGUGUAGUUUAGAGAUCCCCUGACGGAGUGCUUGAUUUUAGUUUCUGUCGUAGUUCCUCUUGCAUCCACGGCUUGUUUACUAUGUGAGUAAAACGAUAUGAAGCUAGGGAAGCUCAUCUGUGAAGGGACUAUUCAGAGAUGCUAACUAUUAUUGAUAUCAUGUUUACAUUUAGGCACCGUUAGAUUAAACGAGAUCGCGCGGAGAAAUAAUAACUUCGAGAAAAUGAAGAAUCGCUAUAUUAUAUGUUGAUUCCAUCUAGGUGUUCGGACGUUUUACGAGAUUUAAUCACUAUUCGUGAUUGAUGGCAUGUGCGCCUCGGUAAAGCGAUACUCCGCAGCCAUAAUACUACUAUCCACACUCAUAAUCAGCAUCUGCGCAAUUGUAGACUAGAUCGUCACAUUUAUUUCUGCCUAUUUUUUUGGUCAUGAUGGUUCUCUUGAUUUAAAAAAAUUCUUCAUUGCUUGUCGAAUAAUGUUCUCUAUCGUGUUUGUUUACUCUAAAUAAUGGCACUCGUGGAGAUGCCACGCAGCAUCCCCGUGAAUUAUUUGUCGUUCUCUCCGUUUUUUGGCGUUGUUUAGAGAAGUCUCGUGAUUCACAAGGGGCAGUUUUGCCAGUGGUUUUGCGGUUGUGAUGGUGCUUAUCGAGAGCUGCACACGCAUCUACUUCCAGUAGUCGCGUGUCAGCCUUUAGUAAUACUCGCUUUAGUGCACCAGUUUUCUGCUGAGAACCGUCCUUUCUGUAUCAUGCUGUACGAGCCUAUGCUGGUGCUUAACCUGGCAUGCCGUUCUGAAACCACUGCAAUGCCUGCUAAUACUUUCCCCCAACUUAUGGUUUUUGUAUUGUGCUUAUUAUAUUAUUAUUUACAAAUAAAAAAACGAUAUUAAAUAUUAAA